GAAGUCUCAAAAUCAUCAUCAUCAUCCGCGAACAUACACUGAGAAACAUCACGACACACACGCGGGCACACAAAGAGCACCACACACACACAUACACACACACACACACACAAUAACACCAUCAGUACAGUCAACAUGACCAGAAUAUAACGCAGAACUGAUGGACAGGAGAGCGGACUCAUCAUCAUCAUCAUGAGGAUCUAACACACACACACACACACAUACACACACACACACACACACACACCAGUCAAGCGCUUCAGGAGGAUUAUCGGAGACUCUGAAGAUGCAGCUGAAGAUCUUCAUGACAUGAGGCUGAGCUGCUGGAUGAAGAGCUCAACAUCUUCAUCAUGGCCAGAAACACUUCUCUGUACUUUCGCAUCGUCGAGGGGAAAAACCUGCCUGCUAAAGAUGUCUCUGGAACCAGUGAUCCAUAUUGCAUCGUUAAAGUCGACAAUGAGGUCGUGGCCAGAACUGCGACCGUCUGGAAAAACUUGAAUCCAUUCUGGGGUGAAGAAUACACUCUUCAUCUGCCAAUGGGCUUCCAUACGCUCACCUUUUACGUGAUGGACGAGGACACGAUUGGUCAUGAUGAUGUCAUCGGUAAGAUCUCUCUGAGUAAAGACGUGAUCGCAGCUCAACACAAAGGUCUGGAUAACUGGUUAAAUCUGACUCGCGUGGAUCCUGAUGAGGAGGUUCAGGGUGAGAUUCAUUUGGCUCUGGAGCUGCAGAGAGAAAAGCACAGAUCCUGCCUGAGCUGCCACAUCAUCGAGGCUCGUGAUUUGGCUCCGCGUGAUAUCACCGGCACGUCUGAUCCCUUCACCAGAAUCAUCUACAACAACCUCAGCGCUGAGACAUCGAUCAUAAAGAAGACACGGUUCCCUCACUGGGACGAGACUCUGGAGCUCUGUCUGGAUGAAGCUGAUGAAGAUGAGGGAGGAAUGGUCACGGUGGAGGUCUGGGACUGGGACAUGGUGGGGAAGAACGACUUUUUGGGGAAGGUGGAGAUUCCUCUGUCGUGUCUGCUCAGAUCUCCUGUCCUGCAGGGCUGGUUUCGGCUGAUGCCACUGGGAAACACAGAGGACAAUGCCGGAGGUAAACUGGGUGCUCUGCGUCUGAAGGUGCGUUUGGUGGAGGAGAGGAUUCUUCCAUCAGUUUAUUAUCAGCCUCUGAUGGAUCUGCUGGUGGAGGCCGUCAUUUCUCCAUCUGAGGUGGACGAGGCGACAACGCUGACACUGUUGGAGGAAGUGACGACGGUGGACAGCCGGCAGGACGUUGCUAUGACGCUGGUCAAACUGUAUCUGGGUCAGGGGCUGGUGGUGCCGUUUCUGGACUACCUGAACACCAGAGAGGUCCACAGCACCACAGAUCCAAACACACUCUUCCGCUCAAACUCACUGGCAUCCAAAGCCAUGGAGCAGUUCAUGAAGGUACAGUAUAUGUGUGUGUGUGUGUGGAAUACAGGUAUGUGUUUGGAAAGAAAAGGACAAACGCGAGAGUGA
Messenger RNA from Danio rerio (zebrafish), 1502 nucleotides. NCBI's taxonomy places the organism in Eukaryota, Metazoa, Chordata, Actinopteri, Cypriniformes, Danionidae. The record is from RefSeq and is a predicted model, not a curated record.